Populus euphratica (Euphrates poplar) is the source of this 3538-nucleotide messenger RNA. Its product is annotated as lipase class 3 family protein. The record is from RefSeq and is a predicted model, not a curated record. The transcript has 14 exons. Lineage: Eukaryota; Viridiplantae; Streptophyta; Magnoliopsida; Malpighiales; Salicaceae. Gene Ontology annotation, biological process: lipid metabolic process. The coding region runs from base 172 to 3240 and encodes 1022 amino acids.
GGCAUCUGUGUAGUUCCUUCCACGGACACGGUUGCAGUCACAGUCACCCGUCACCCGUCACCACACACGUUUCUCUUUCCCGGGCGCCUUCUCCUUCGAAUCUAUUUUUCAAUCACGCUGUCGCUAGGGUUUCCUCGCACCUUCCAAUCCAAUUCUCAAAAUCUUUCUUCAAUGGAUUCGAUACAGAACAGAGUAGAGGCAUGGAUCAGAGAUCAGAGAGCCAGGAUCCUCAAGGUAUCAUGGGGGCCACUGCAGUGGAGAAUGCGGUGGCCUCCGUGGAUCAACGGAGACGAAAGAGAACACAGAAAGAGAAUUCAACAAGAGUACGAACUCAGGAAGAAACAGCUUCACGAUCUCUGUAAUGCCGUCAAGGCUGAGUCCGUUGCCGAUUUGCAGGACAUUCUAUGUUGCAUGGUACUCUCUGAAUGCGUCUACAAGAGACCUGCUGAUGAGAUGGUUCGAGUUGUGAAUAAAUUUAAGGCUGAUUUUGGAGGGCAAAUCGUUGCUCUGGAACGCGUGCAGCCGUCUGCAGAUCACGUACCUCACAGGUACUUAUUGGGAGAAGCAGGCGACACAUUAUUUGCUUCAUUUAUUGGAACAAAGCAGUACAAGGAUGUCAUGACCGAUGCAAAUAUACUGCAAGGUGCUAUAUUUCAUGAGGAUACUGUCCGGAUGGAUGCUGUUGAAUCUGGCCAAUGUGAAAACCAGAAGGAUAGUGGUGAAAAUUGUUUGAAUGAUUCCCAAUCAAAACCAAAACAACUAAAAGAUCAAAUUAAGCCUGCUGCCCAUCGAGGUUUCAUGGCUCGUGCUAAGGGGAUUCCUGCUUUAGAAUUGUACAAGCUUGCUCAGAAGAAGAAUCGAAAACUUGUAUUAUGUGGACAUUCACUCGGUGGAGCUGUGGCAGCUUUAGCUACCCUUGCCAUUCUGAGGGUCAUUGCUGCAUCCUCACCAUCAAAAGAAAAUGAAAGAAUCCAGGUUAAAUGCAUCACAUUUUCUCAACCCCCAGUUGGGAAUGCUGCUUUACGAGAUUAUGUCCAUAAAAAAGGCUGGCAACACCAUUUUAAGAGUUACUGCAUACCAGAGGAUUUGGUGCCCCGCAUCCUGUCUCCUGCUUAUUUUCAUCAUUAUAACGCUCAACCUUUGUCAAACGCCGAGGUUGAAAGUUCCAGUGGAAUUACGUCAAAACAUGAGGAAAGAACAGAAAAACCAAGGGCACAGAAGCCGAAAGAGAAUGAGGGGGAGCAGUUGGUUAUGGGCUUAGGCCCUGUGCGGACUUCUUUUUGGAGACUUGCAAAACUUGUGCCUUUAGAAGGUUUUCAAAGGCAAUUUAAUAAAUACAAUGGAAAACAAGUUGAUCCUAUAGAAGCAACCUCAGCAGCUAAUUCUGUAAGACCUUCAAUUGAGAAUGUAGCUGAACCACAAUCUCUUGAAAUCCAAGAGGGUUCUGAUGGCAUAUCUCUUAAGCCAUUAUCUGACAAUAAUAAUGGGCUACCAAACGAGGCAAUGACUGGAAAAGUGGCUGAAAAAACUAAUGCUAAAAGUGAGAAUAAAAGGAACUGGAAUAGAGUACCUUAUUUGCCUUCAUACGUCCCAUUUGGUCAGCUCUUUCUCUUGGGGAACUCAUCAGUGGAAUUACUGUCGGGUACAGAGUACUCUAAAUUGACAUCGGUCAGAUCUGUGAUUGCUGAGCUAAGGGAACGACUUCAAUCACAUUCAAUGAAGUCAUAUAGGUUUCGAUUUCAAAGAAUAUAUGAUAUGUGCAUGGGGGAUGGCACAUCAUCUUUCCUAGGAAUUGAGCAACUGCCUCAAUUUCCGCAUUUGCAACAGUGGCUUGGGCUUGCAGUUGCCGGUGCUGUAGAGCUUGCACAUAUUGUGGAUUUACCAGUUAUUCGCACAGCUACUUCAAUUGUUCCUCUUGGAUGGAGUGGUAUUCCUGAUGAUAAGAAUGGAGAGCCCUUAAAAGUUGAUAUCACGGGUUUUAGGUUGCACCUUUGUAAUCUGGUUCAUGCUCAAGUAGAUGGUAACUGGUGUUCAACUACAGUGGAGUCAUUUCCUUCAGCACCCAGCUACUAUUCAAAUAAUGGAUCACAGCCAGAAUUACAAAAGAUAAGGGUCUUAGUUGGGGCACCACUGAGACGACCACCAAAGCACCCAAUAGUAACAGAUUCUUUUAUGCCUGUUUUUCCUUCUAUUGAUUCAGAUGCUGUGAAUCUUAUUAAAGAAAAUAGUUCAGGAAAUGAUGAGAAGUUCCUCCAACCAGAUGGUUUGAGUGAUUUUUGUAUUUUUUGUACAAGUGAUUUUGCAACUGUCUCAAAGGAGGUCCAUGUCAGAACACGUAGAGUGCGCUUACUUGGUCUUGAGGGUGCGGGUAAAACUUCUCUUUUCAAGGCUAUUAUGGGUCAAGGCCGACUAACCACCAUUACCAAUUUUGAGAAUAUUAGUUUAGAGGCUGAUAUUCAAGAAGGUGUUGCUGGUGGUGUAUGCUACUCAGAUUCAGCUGGAAUAAAUUUGCAGGAGCUGCAUAAGGAAGUCUCUCGUUUCAGGGAUGAACUGUGGAUGGGAAUUCGUGACCUUGGUAGGAAGACAGAUUUGAUAAUUCUUGUGCACAACCUCUCCCAUAAGAUUCCUCGUUGCAGUAAACUGAAUGCAUCACAGCAACAGCCAGUCCUUUCACUUCUAUUAGAUGAGGCUAAAGUUCUUGGAAUUCCUUGGGUUAUUGCUGUAACAAACAAAUUUUCUGUGAGCGCACACCAACAAAAGGCAGCAAUUGAUGCUGUUUUGCAGGCGUACCAAGCAUCUCCAAAUACUGCAGAAGUUGUCAAUUCCUGUCCCUAUGUCAUGUCCAGUGCAGCAAGUGCCUCAUUGUCAUUGACUGCAACUAAUGGAGAUUCUUAUGGGACAACAGGUGCUCAAAAGCUUAGUUUUGAUCCAAUUAAUCUGGUCCGGUGGCCAUUUCAGAAACGAGACACCAUUUUUGCUGUUGAGGGUGUGAACUCACUUUGUCAACUUGUCCACCGUGUGCUGCAGAGCCAUGAAGAGGCCUCUUUACAGGAAUUUGCUAGAGAUAGGCUUUUGGCAGAGCUGGCACGAGAACAUGCACUGGCAAUAGAUGCCAGUCGAAACUCUAAAGCCAAGGCAUCUUCUUUAACCGCUGCAGCUGUCGGCGCCUCCCUCGGGGCCGGUCUCGGCAUUGUACUGGCUGUUGUUAUGGGUGCAGCAUCUGCUUUGAGGAAGCCCUAAUUUCUUUUAUACUUUCCCAUUAUAUGUGGUGAAAACAUGUGCCUUUCCAUUAUAGCGUAGUGUAAAUGGUAUUUAUCUUAGUUCCGAAGACUUCAGUAUUCGGCCAUUUGUUUAUUCUAGUCAUGUAAAUCCAUCCUUAGAGCUCUUCUUACUUUUAAUUUUUUUUUUUGGACCUUGCACUCCAACACAAUUUUAGUUUUUGUUAUGGGAAAGUUAUUAUUAUAAUAUACGUAUAUGAAGCUGUAUACACUGCCAUUUGUAUUGGUCUUUGCCUGGAUUCCAAAUCAGGGGGUGCAGA